Molecule: messenger RNA, 2715 nt
Organism: Plasmodium relictum
Lineage: Eukaryota; Apicomplexa; Aconoidasida; Haemosporida; Plasmodiidae
Gene: SEC24A
Product: protein transport protein Sec24A, putative
Exons: 5
Coding region: 1-2715 (904 amino acids)
Biological process (GO): COPII-coated vesicle cargo loading; endoplasmic reticulum to Golgi vesicle-mediated transport; intracellular protein transport
Cellular component (GO): COPII vesicle coat; endoplasmic reticulum exit site
Molecular function (GO): zinc ion binding; SNARE binding
Source: RefSeq, a predicted model, not a curated record
AUGCAGCCUUAUGAUUAUAGAGGGAUUAACAAUUAUUAUAAUAAUAAUAAUAAUGAUACAAAUUAUAAUAAUCAAAAUAAUGUAAAUAAACCAAUAAAUAAUCCAUUUUCUUAUAAUAGUAAUACUGAGAUUACAAAUAAUAAUAUACAAGGAAAUGAAAAUAUUUACGCACAAAAUUACUAUCAUCCACAACAAUUACAACAAGGAAUAUAUGUACAAAAUCAAACAAAUAUACAAUCAAAUAAUUUAAAUGAAAAUAUUUACGGAGAUGGAACAAAUCAAAAUGCCUAUUUAAAUCAACAACAAUAUAGAGGUGUAGCAAAUCAAUUUAUUCCCAAUGUAAACAAUAAUAAUUUAAAACAGCCAGCAAAUGUUUUAGGUUUUGAUAAUACAAAUAAUGUAAAUAAUGCACAACCAAUUAUAAAUGAAUCUUAUCAAGAACUUUUACAAUUUAAUGCUUUUUCGCAUUUUAUUAAAAGUUCAGUAAGUUAUAUGCCUGCUAACACAACGUUAAAACAAAAAUCUUAUGUACCACUAGGUUUUGUUAUACAACCAUUAGCUCCAAUACCUGAUGGAUAUCCUGAAUUGUCAUCAGUAAAUUUUGGUAAUUCAACAGUUGUACGAUGUAAGAAAUGUCGAACAUAUAUUAAUCCUUUUGUGAGAUUUGAAUCAGGAGGAAAAAAGUGGAAUUGUAAUAUGUGUUAUCAUAUUAAUGAUACUCCUCAAUUUUACUUUGUUCCAUUAGAUGAAAAAGGAAAAAGGAAAGAUCUUUUUCAAAGACCAGAAUUAUGUACAGGUAGUGUAGAAUUUAUUGCUCCAAGUGAUUACAUGAUAAGACCUCCUCAACCCCCUGUUUAUUUGUUUUUAAUUGAUGUAACAGUAACUUCUGUUAAUUCAGGAUUAUUAGAUGUUAUUUGUAAUACUAUAAAAAAGUUAUUACCAAAGAAUAAUGAUAUUAAUAAUAAAAAAUCGUUUGAUUCUCGCACUUUAAUUGGAAUUAUAACUUUUGAUUCUACUAUUCAUUUUUAUAAUUUAAAUUCUAAUUUAAAACAAACACAAAUGAUGAUAGUUCCAGAUAUACAAGAUAUUUUUAUUCCAUUACCAGAAGAUAUAUUAGUGAAUGCUCAUGAAUGUCAAAAUAUUAUAGACAAUUUAUUAGAUAACUUACCUAAUAUGUGGAGGAAUAAUAAAAUUACUGAUUGUUGUGCAGGUAAUGCAUUAAAAGCAGCAUUUAUGGUUCUGAAAAAAAUAGGAGGUAAACUUUUAUUUUUUUUGUCAUCAGUGCCUAAUAUUGGAGAUUUAACAGUUAAUUUAAAUAGGGAAACUAAAGAAAAAAGCAAAUAUAAGAAUAUAUAUAGUUCAAAUAGCUCAGGAAAUAAUAUUGUCGAUGCAAAAUUACGAGAAGUAGAAUUAUUAACUCCAUACAAUAAUUUAUAUGCAGAAUUAGCCCAAAAUAUAACACAGUAUCAAAUAGCGGUAGAUUUAUUUGCAUGUCCAUUAUAUAAUCUAGAUUUAGCUACAAUUUAUCCAUUGAUAAAAAAUUCAGGAGGUUCUUUAUACUAUUACCCGCAAUUCAAUGUUCAUCAAUAUAAUGAAAAAUUAAGAGAAGAAUUAUUAUUUGCAUUAACAACAGAAACUGCAUGGGAAUCAGUAAUGAGAAUAAGAAUUAGUAGAGGAUGGAAAAUUACAAACUGGUAUGGAAAUUUUCAAUUUAGAGGAGUUGAUUUAUUAGCUUUACCUAAUUGUCAUUCUAGUCAAAGCUUUUCUAUUAUUGUUGACUUAGAAGAAAAUGUAGUUCAAGAUUCUGUCGUCUAUGUUCAAUCAGCUUUACUAUAUACCAACUCUAAUGGAGAAAGAAGAAUUCGUCUUCAUACUUAUGCUUUACCAGUUACUCAAAAUAUUAAAACUAUAACAGAUUCUAUUAACCCUCAAGUAGUCGUAUCAUUAUUAUCUCAUCAGGCAAUUGAUAUAAGUAAAAAAGGAAAAAUAGCAGAUGGAAGAAAUUUAAUUCAAACACUUUGCUCACAAGUGCUAUCUUCUCAAUUGUUACCAUCAGAAAGUGCCAAAUUAUUAUCCAUAUACAUUUUAGGUAUGUUAAAGUCAGUAUCUUUUAGAGACAGUGGAGAUGUUCCCUCUGACUUGAGAAUAUAUCAUUGGUCAAGAAUAGAAAACAUACCAGUCGAAUCAAGAGAAGCAUAUUUUUAUCCUAGAAUGUUUAGUUUACAUAACUUAGAAAAGCAUCAUGGAAAUUAUGAUGAAAAUAACUCUAUUAUGUUACCUGAUACUUUGAAUUUAACUUGUGAAAACAUGACUCAAGAUGGCUGUUAUAUAAUUGAAGACGGAGAAACUAUUAUCAUGUGGAUAGGAAGGGGUAUUAAUCCACAAUGGGUUUAUGCAGUUUUUGGGGUUCAAUCUCUAGAUCAAUUAAAUUCAGAUUAUGCUGAAAAUCAUAUAGGAUCAACAGGUAAUCCUUAUGGAAUACAAAUUUUAAAUAUAGUUAAUGCUUUAAGAAAAAUUAGAACUCCACCAUAUAUGAGAUUAAUAGUUGUAAAACAAGGAGAUCCAUUAGAAUAUAAAUUUUUUUCAAGUUUAGUUGAAGAUAGGUCUCAACAUAUGAUGAUGUCUCUAAAAGAAUUCUUAGCAAAAAUUUGCCCAAAAUUUCCUCAAUUUGCCCCUGCUUUAAAUAAUCCACAUACUACAACACAUGGUCGUUAA